AUGGCUUCCAAGAGAUGCGGUGCAGCCGUGGGUACGGCAGUUGGCCUGGCAGGUGUGGCUGCCGGGAGUGCCUUCCUUGCUGGCACAGGAGGCCAGGUCAAGACCCCGGCGCUUAGAGCCACGGCCACGGCGCAGCAGGCCUCGAGUUCCCCGUCCUCUGCCACGCACUUCGCGGCGGCCUCCAUCGUCGCCUCGGCCGGCGCUUUCUAUGCCAGCAGCGGGCGCAAGGUGGCCAAGGGGAAUUUCUCCGUGACGGCCCUCAAGGCCUUCGAGUCUGAGCUUGGUGUCCAGGCGCCAGCAACUUCGCUGCAUCGUGAUGACGAUACGGAGUCCGCCCGCUCGAGAUCGAAUCUGGGCGCAGAGCUUCCGGUUGUCACCGCCCGGGAGGGUCGGGUAGCUCUCACUGAGCAGACGCUACGUUCGCAUGUUGGGUCCCUUGGACCUCAACCAGCAUACGUGCCAUCACGAGCGUCGCUGACACAUCAGCCCUCACCCACAGUCGUAGGCUAUUCUCCGGUGCCUCCAUCGCACACCUCCGUUCCAACUGUUGUGAAUCAGUUGUAUCAGCAUCAGCAAAACGUUCUGAUCAGUGCGGAUCCUGCAUUGAUUAUGGAUACAGCAAAUGCAAGACACGCUGAAGCCGUUCGCAACAUCCAAAGCGAAAACAGGGAGCAAAUUCUCGCUUUGGAAACAGGUGCCAUGAGUCAAGUCGCUCAGCUGAAGCUUGAGCAUGCACAGUUGCAGUCAAAAGCCAGAGCCUUUGAAGAACAGGCUAAUCAAAACAUCCAUGCUGGUCGGCAGGCCGUAGCCCAGUACCAAAUUGAGGCUGAAACAGCCGCUGCUGAAGCUGAGCAGCUAAGGCAGCGCCUCCUAUCCGCUGAACAGACAGCUGCGAAUGUUGUCGCCCAGGUGGAAACCGAGGCUAAUCGUAGGUUGCAGGCUAAUCAAGCCGACGUGUCAGCUCGUGACAACGAGCUCUCUCGCCUCAAAGGUGAGAUGCAAGAGAUGAUGAGGAUUCAAGCCCUCAACAUGGAGAUGCUGCAAAAGGACAAUGCCGAGCUAAGAACACGCUUGGCGGAAGCCAAAGCUGACCCAUUGGGCAAUGAACCGGAACAGGUCAUCUAUGACAUGUCGUCCUUUCUGCAACAAGCCAUAGACAAGUACAAGCAACUUGCUGGUCCUGAGUACCACAAUCUCAAGAAGUUUGGAAAGAUCACUUUCACCGGCCUUCAAGAGCUUGACGAUGGUAAGUGGUUUGCAUACCAAUCAGAUGUGGCUUGGGAAGAAAGGGACAUGCUUGAUGAGAAGGCAAUCAUCCAGUUAGCCAGGGAUUACCACAAGGCUGGCGCCUCUGUACUUCUUUGGUUCCAUCAACGGAAUCCGGGGGGUACAAACAAGGAUCAGGACGAGCUCAAUAGCAUCAUGUUCUCCAAGACUUGGGCUUCGUUUGUUGACAUCGCCGAUGCUCUUAAGAAGUACAAAGCGAGGUUCAUCAUUACGUGGCCCAGGGACAGCGUGUUCUGGGGAUGGCAGCGUGUCAAGAGGGUACUUGAUGGCUAUGGUUUUAGCAAAACUCACCUCAAGCCGAUGGUUGAAGCUGCUGACUUUAAGCCUGAAGUCAUUGCCCACUACACGCUAGCCUCCAACACGAAGAGUCUUGUUGAAUUCUUGAGACGAGGAUUGAAGGAUAGUGCCAAGAAAUCAGAGUCCCAACACUACUUCAAAGGCACCCUUACUACGAUUCUCAGUCGUGUUUUUGAUGAUCAUGAACCUAAGAAAUCAGAGAGAAAUCAGACUCACGUUGUAGCUGUUGCGCUCAAGAUUCAAGCAUCCCCAACGUCCUCUCUUUCGCUCCUUCCCAUUGCGAACAUGUCCUCUGCCCAGAGCACUCGUGACGCUCUUGCACAGGGAAUCGCAGCCCGGGAGGGUAUGCCGACUGCUGAGGGGUUGCAGUAUGCAACGGCAGAUCGUGAGGAACGCAUUCAGGCGUAUCGUGCCGCACUCAAGAGUGCCGAUCGCCUGGCUGACGCCAUGGCCGGAGUCACCCACCUUGCUCGGCACACCGACCUUGCUGAGGUGUUUGAUGAACCCGGGGCUGACGCCGACGGUGAUGAGAUGUUCCUUGGGAUUAUGACGGUAAAGGAAUGGCGCGACAUGCGUGUGCAUGCGCCUAAUGCACCCUGGACCGCAUUGUACGAGGCCUGGUUCCGUCACUAUGCUUGCCGCCAGGGCAAUCUGUACAUGCAGGACCAACGCAACACCUCCCUGACGGGAUGGUCAGCCCUCAUCCUUCAGCACAUUAAGGAUUUGGGUAUCCUCGGGUGGGGUGUUAACUUCGAGAAUGCCAUCAAUAAGACGGCAAUGUAUGACAUUUGCCAUAGGGUCCACAUUCUGUCAGAGGGUAGCGGUACCUUCCCACUGUUUCCUGCGAGCUCAGCUCUCUUGGACGGGCUCUACAGCCCAGCCUUGGGCAGGAUUUCCGCGCCCCCCACGGCGGAAGCCGGUGGUUUCGACGGCACCGACAUUCUUGUGGCCGGGGACUCAUCCUUGGCAUUGUGCUGGAUGCAAGGAAAACGGUGUGUGAAGAAAACCACUAUCUUCCCGAUGAUGCAGGACAUAGUCCGCGCGAACCCAGAGUUCGGGGAAGUCACAUGCCUGAUGGAGUGGGGCAAAGGUCUCGACAAGAUCGUCGACGUGAUCGAGACCCACCUUGCCGAGAAGACGCUCACGGUGCCGCCUGCAAGUCAGCGCAUCCUCGAGCCGUUGGACCGUGCACCUGAGCUCCCGGCGGAAGCCAGGGAAGAGGAUGAGCAGAUCGUUCUCGACCACCCUCUUCUGAUGAUGAUGCCUGAGCCGGUGGAUGAUCUUGAGCUCAAGCCGGAAGGCUCUGAAGAGGUGACACAGGUUGAACAUGUACUGUUUAGCCGUGAUGUUGGGUCAGAGCUGCCUCUCGACCUUGUCGCCGUCGACCCUGAGGCGCAAGAGGACUUUGCCUUUAUGGUUGCACGAGAUGUCAUCAAUACCACCAAUGUGCUUAUCCCAGAUGACGAUGCCAUCGAGAGGGAAGUCAAUGACGGCAUCCCCACGGUGUGGGACGAACCCCCAGAGGUUCCGGCAUCGGAAGAUGACCGCAGUCUUCCCAAAGGCACAGUCGGGUACUCGCAGGCACUUCGCCGAAUCGGGUCGACGCCCAAGUCGAAGCCCGAUCCUGCCAAGCACAGGAGAAUCUCGGAGCCAGCCGAGACUGACGAUGAAGAGGAUGUCGUGAUGGACCUGGAUCCUGACGACACCGCUCAGCCGUCGGAAGACGCUGCUGGUGAUUUCGAGCCAUUCUUCGAAUGGUGGGGCUAUGAGGACAUCCCCGAUUUUGCCCCAAGCCAUCGCUACAUGACGGAUGGCAAGCGGCGAGCAUUGAGCAGUGCCAUGAGCUUUUUCCUUCGUGGCUUCGCGAAUAGUGCAGAGUCACAGGCACAACGGCGGCCACCGCCCAUGAUGACCUUCGACCCCGCCACGCGGGAGGUCGAAUGGGAUCACUUCAAAGAGCAAUUGGGCAAACAGUGGCGCGGUCUCCGGUCGGAAGACGUCAUGGAAGUCGUGAAGUAUGGUAACCGCGACAAAGAUGACAGUGGACGCUUUGAGUUGCGCGUCCUCCACUUCGUCGACCACACUGAGAUCCAUGGAAUCCGUGCAUUCCAGGGGCACUGCCGCGAUCUCAUCUCUGACGAGACUGAUCUUGUGGAUAUGCACAGUGACAGCUAUGCUUUGUGUGACGGCUACCGGCCCACCAUGCACACGCGUCCUCCUGUAGGAGUCACUGGCCACAUCCACAACGACUGGGUCAGAAUGCAUCCGAUCGGGUACCAUGCAACGUAUUGGAGCAAUUUUUCCAAUAUUGUUAGCACCGGUCUCAUCCCAGGCGGUGUCACCCUCGGCGGAAGCACGGGGAGAGCCUUCACCAUGAUGGCUUGCCUCCCUCAGUGGGAAAGGCCGAACAACGCCGGCCUGCGACCUGGCGCUGAGGUUGAAUUCGCUAUCGACCUCCAACUCGCGUGCCUGGAAGGGUGUCGCAUUCUCCUGACAAAGAACAAUGUUCUGCAGACCCCAGAUUGGUUGUCCAAUCGCUACCUUAUGUUUGCUUACGAUCGCAGAACCGGGAAACCUGUAUGGUUUAACCGCUCGUACGAGCUCACGCGAGCUCGGGUGUCCAAAGCCCGCGAUGCAUAUGUCAAGCGUCAGGAGAUCCUGCCGGUCUUCAACCAAGACCUCAUCGAACGCGCAGCGGAAGCUGACGCUAAUUGCAUCAUGGAUUACGUUGAUCUCUGUUACCCGAUCCACAAUGAAAAUUUGGACUGGGUUGAGUUCUUGGGUAUGUUCAUGGACAUGGAGAAGCCCUCGCACUUGCGUGAGGUUGAGCAGUUUCAUGUCGAUGGUCGUACCAUCUGCUUUGAGCAGGGUAGUCCGCUGGAGGGAACUCCGUGCGAAUGGACCUUGGAUGCCCAGGUCUACUUUUCGCCAAUCGGGCUGACCACCGAGCGCCCGUCGCGUGUGGAGCGCAAGCACUACUCAGUGUGCCUCAACGUCAGCUUCCCAAAGCUGCGUUGCCCUGAUGAUAGGUGCAGGUCUCAGAUGCUUGACGGCUAUCUUCAUUGCCCCCGCUGCCAGCGGAAGUUGUUCAACCCGAGCGACAUCUCCCACAUUGCGGAGCUGGCUGAUCUGCGGGCGGAAGCCGUGCAAGGUGGAGCUAAUCACAGCCUCCACUAUUUGGCACCGAAGGCCGCCAUCAACACGCGCCCACACGAGCACACACGUCAGGGUGCCGAUGUGAAGAAGAGCAUCGCCGCGACACUUAAGGAAAAGUGCAAGAAAAUGGUGGCGAAAGCGGCAGAGGGAGCGCAUGGCUCCUUGCGCCAGAACUUGAAGUACGAACCCUUCAGCGCAUUCAAUGUGUUUUCCAAGGGGAUGACGGUGACUUCACUCGACGAGAUCGAGAUGUUCUCGCGCUUGCGACUUCCCGCCCCAGGAAUGGGGACGGAGGCAAAGAGAGGCUUUGCAGGAUCUCACACAUCCGAUGCACGCACUGCCCUCAUUUUCCCUCCUGUCGAUGAUGUGAUUCGCGGGGAGUACAACUAUCAGAGGAACAUUUUUCUUGAGCUGGCCAGCCACUGCUACUUUUGUUUCCAGGAUCGUUUUUACCUGGUCCCCGAGAUUGCAGUGUUGAUCCGAGCCACUCAGAUUGCCUCUGAGGUACGCCGUGUGCGUCCUUUCACCAUCCUCCGCCAUGACGGCGUCGAGUACCAGACCGUGACCGGUACUGUUCCUGAGAUCAUGGCCGACCUAGUCGGUAUGCUCCGCAACAACGCACAGUAUGCUCUCACCCAGAAAGAGCGCAAUCAGCAAAGGGUGACUGUGCAGGUUGGAAUCGGACAGACUCCGUUGCAAAUCCCAGCAUCCCUGGGGACAAUGGGCAGGUCACAGAUGCUCGAGCUUCUUGGAGGUACGCGGUUCAGUGUUGAGCGUACCCGCGGCUGGAUCAAUCGCGAGGUGGAAGACCGAAUGGUCCGACAUGGUGCCACUCCCAUUGGCGCCAUGCGUGUGCCGCCUCCACCGCCGUCACCAUCCGGAAGGACUGGUCCUGACUCGUCGCUGCCCGCAGCAACACCCAGUGUUCGGCCCCCACCGGCUCCUCCGAGCCGAGGUCGCUCACCUGGCGGUGCAGCUUCGUCAUCUACGGAUCGUCCAGCAAGCACUUCUGUUCCAAAAGCUGCAAAGACGAAGGCAAGGCCGGCAUCUGCCCGAAGCAUUACGCCGCCUCCUCCUAAGCCCAGUGCUAACAGGCCAGUGCAGCCGCCGCACCCACCAGCUGCAAAAGCUGUUCCGAAGGCUGACGCCGUUCGUGCGCCUGAGGAAUACAUCACUGCUGAUGAGUGGGACAGCUAUUUUGCCGGUCGUGGCGAGGUUAGAGGUUUUGCUGUAGGUGAUGCACCUGCACCAAUUGCCGCCCCUGCGGGGUCAUCCACUGAUGAACCAUCUGCCUCAGCCGCCGGAGGGCGUGCUCGCACUCGCUCACCGCGCCGCCAUGACUAUGGUGGUGGCCGAGACUUUCAAGAGGCUGCGAACGACAGGUUGCGUCACCUGCGCCUAUGUGAUGAGGCGAUUGAGCAGCAACUCGAGAACCUGACGGUCACUCUCCCAGGCUUCCCAGCUGAUCGCCUAAGGGAAUGGAUUGAUCAAGACGGGAACGGAUUCGAUCCAUCCCGACCAAUGCCUCGCAAUUGCACUCGCACAGAUGCAUGGUAUUGGGGAGUCCUCCGUGCCCGUUACCUUGAGGAGCUAUCGCCCACUGAUGUGCCUUUUGUCAUUCCCGCUUACACCGACCGGGAGGUUCUGGUUCAACAUCCUGUUGAGCAAAUUGCCUGGUUCCUGCGCGGAUGGGAGGAGUAUCGCCAGGUGCUCCGCGUCUUGAGGGCACCGUGUCAGGAGAUGCACGAGUCGCACGCAACAGUCGGCUUCUGGGACCCCCUCGGCCUGUCGAGCGAUGGCGAUGCCGAGGUGUUCGCCAGGCGGCGCGAAGUGGAGCUGAAGCACGGAAGGAUCUCCAUGUUUGCCACAAUUGGCUACAUUGUCCCGGAGUACUUCCGCUGGCCCGGUGAGCUCUCCCCGAAGUUGGGCUUGAAGUUCACCGACAUCCCCAACGGCCUGGCGGCCCUCACCAAGGUGCCCGGUCAGGGCUGGGGGCAGAUUGUGGCAUUCCUGGGCACCUACGAGCUCUUCAUUAACAAGCCAGUGGGCGGGGAGCCGGGAAACUACGGCAAGGGCAACUUGGGCCUCGGCUUCCUGGGACCCGUGGCCGAUCCCGAGGCACGCAAGCGCAAGCUUUCUGCCGAGCUGGCCAAUGGCAGGCUUGCGAUGAUGGCUAUCAUCGGCAUGCUGUUCCAGGACGGUCUCACAGGGUCCGCGUGGGGUGACUGGGCGCUGUAUACCGACUCGCCUCUCCGAAGUGGCUUGAUGAGCCCUGGCUACAACACCCUCCCCGAGUGGGAGAAGCCGAACACGGGCUUCGAAGGCCUCACCGGCGACCAGGCGCCCCUGGGCUUCUGGGACCCCCUCGGAUUUUCGAAGGACCUGGACGUCGAAGUGUUCAAGAGGCGCCGAGAGACGGAGAUCAAGCACGGACGUGUGUGUAUGUUCGCAACCAUCGGAUACAUCGUCCCAGAGUACUACAAGUUUGAUGGGUUCCUGUCCCCAUCCAACAACCUGAAGUUCUCCGAUGUGCCCAACGGCUUGAAGGCUCUCAACGUCGUGCCGAAGGAGGGUUGGGCCCAGAUCCUGGCAUUCGCGGGCUUCUUGGAGCUCGUUGUCAACAAGAAGACCUCCGAGCCAGGCAAUUUUGGCAAAGGCAACCUGGGACUCGGUCUCAUCGGAUUCGGCAACUCCGUCCAGGACCCUGCCCUCAGGGCGAAGAAGCUCAAUGCGGAGCUUGCCAACGGCCGCCUUGCGAUGAUGGCCAUCAUCGGCAUGUUCUUCCAGGACGGUCUCACAGGGUCCGCGUGGGGUGACUGGGCGCUGUAUACCGACUCGCCUCUCCGAAGUGGCUUGAUGAGCCCUGGCUACAACACUCUCCCCGAGUGGGAGAAGCCGAACACGGGCUUCGAAGGCCUCACCGGCGACCAGGCGCCCCUGGGCUUCUGGGACCCCCUCGGAUUUUCGAAGGACCUGGACGUCGAAGUGUUCAAGAGGCGCCGAGAGACGGAGAUCAAGCACGGACGUGUGUGUAUGUUCGCAACCAUCGGAUACAUCGUCCCAGAGUACUACAAGUUUGAUGGGUUCCUGUCCCCAUCCAACAACCUGAAGUUCUCCGAUGUGCCCAACGGCUUGAAGGCUCUCAACGUCGUGCCGAAGGAGGGUUGGGCCCAGAUCCUGGCAUUCGCGGGCUUCUUGGAGCUCGUUGUCAACAAGAAGACCUCCGAGCCAGGCAAUUUUGGCAAGGGCAACCUGGGACUCGGUCUCAUCGGAUUCGGCAACUCCGUCCAGGACCCUGCCCUCAGGGCGAAGAAGCUCAAUGCGGAGCUUGCCAACGGCCGCCUUGCGAUGAUGGCCAUCAUCGGCAUGUUCUUCCAGGACGGUCUCACAGGGUCCGCGUGGGGUGACUGGGCGCUGUAUACCGACUCGCCUCUCCGAAGUGGCUUGAUGAGCCCUGGCUACAACACUCUCCCCGAGUGGGAGAAGCCGAACACGGGCUUCGAAGGCCUCACCGGCGACCAGGCGCCCCUGGGCUUCUGGGACCCCCUCGGAUUUUCGAAGGACCUGGACGUCGAAGUGUUCAAGAGGCGCCGAGAGACGGAGAUCAAGCACGGACGUGUGUGUAUGUUCGCAACCAUCGGAUACAUCGUCCCAGAGUACUACAAGUUUGAUGGGUUCCUGUCCCCAUCCAACAACCUGAAGUUCUCCGAUGUGCCCAACGGCUUGAAGGCUCUCAACGUCGUGCCGAAGGAGGGUUGGGCCCAGAUCCUGGCAUUCGCUGGCUUCUUGGAGCUCGUUGUCAACAAGAAGACCUCCGAGCCAGGCAAUUUUGGCAAGGGCAACCUGGGACUCGGUCUCAUCGGAUUCGGCAACUCCGUCCAGGACCCUGCCCUCAGGGCGAAGAAGCUCAAUGCGGAGCUUGCCAACGGCCGCCUUGCGAUGAUGGCCAUCAUCGGCAUGUUCUUCCAGGACGGUCUUACAGGCUCAGCCUGGGGAGACUGGGCGCUGUAUACCGACUCGCCCCUUCGAGCCUUCGAGGGGGAGCUUGGCGUGCAAGCCCCUGUCGGAUUUUGGGACCCAUUGGGGCUUUCCGCCGAUGGCGACAUGGACACCUUCAAGCGAAGAAGGGCUGUGGAGCUGAAACAUGGCAGGAUCUGCAUGUUGGCCUGCGUUGGUUACAUCAUCCCCGAGUAUUUCAGGUGGCCCGGCUACCUCUCUCCGGAGAAGGGCCUCAAGUUCGCCGACAUGCCUCACGGGAUUGCGGCCAUCUCUAAGGUGCCCCUGGAGGGUUGGCUGCAGAUCGUCCUCUUCAUCGGUCACUACGAGGGAUACUUCUGGCGCCAGGACUCCAAGCGUGCCCCGGGUGACUACGAGGGCUACGGCUUCCUGGGCGUGGGCAAGAACUUCAUCAUCAAUGUCGACCCCAUCGAGUUCCAGGAUGCCGAUGUGAAGAAAACCAAGCUUGCUGCCGAGCUCGCCAACGGACGACUGGCCAUGGUCGCUCUAAUGGCGAUGCUCUUCCAAAACGGAACCGUGGGCACCACCGGCCCGGCUAUGUGGCUUCCUGCCGCCUGA
This is a messenger RNA of Symbiodinium sp. CCMP2592, 9315 nucleotides long. NCBI's taxonomy places the organism in Eukaryota, Dinophyceae, Suessiales, Symbiodiniaceae. The record is from the annotation of a GenBank genome assembly.